AUGGCAACUCCAAACCUGGAGAACCAGCUACAGAGUGCCCAGAAGAAUCUGUUGUUUCUCCAGCGAGAACAUGCCAACACGCUGAAAGGCCUGCACGCCGAGAUUCGACGCCUGCAGCAGCACUGCACAGAUUUAACCUAUGAGCUGACUGUAAAGAGUUCAGACUUGUCAGGGAAUGGUAGUUCAAGAAGUGAUGAACUCAAAAGAAAGUGCGAAGAUCUUGAAGCUCAGCUGAAAGUCAAAGAGGCUGAAAAUAACGAAUUACUGAAAGAACUUGAACAAAAGAAUGCGAUGAUAAUGGUGCUGGAAAACACUAUUAAAGAAAGAGAAAAGAAGUAUUUGGAAGAGUUAAAAAUGAAAAGCCAUAAGCUCAACAUGUUGUCAAGUGAACUAGAGCAGAGAGCAAGCACUAUCGCUUAUUUAACUUCUCAGCUGCAUGCUGCUAAGAAGAAGCUGAUGAGUUCAAGUGGGACUUCAGAGGGGACCCCUUCUGGCAGUCCUGUCUUGUCCAACUAUAAGCCUUCCCCUCCCAAAGAUAAACUGCCGGAGACUCCACGGCGCCGAAUGAAGAAGAGUCUGUCAACACCACUCAACCCCGAGUUUGAAGAGGCCUACAGAAUAGGCUCGGAGAGCCGGAAGCUGCUGCUGAGAGAGCCCGUGGAUGCCAUGCCUGAUCCCACUCCCUUUCUCUUGGCCAGGGAGACGGCGGAGGUCCAUCUUAUUAAGGAGAGGCCGUUAGUUAUUCCACCUAUUGCUUCGGAUCGUGCACCCGGUGAAUCGCACAGCCCAGCCCGAGAGAAGCCGCACAAGGCACACAUUGGGGUGGCGCAUCGCAUCCACCAUGUCGCGCCAUCCCAGCCUCAGCCGGAGGUUGAAACGCUGGCAGUGGAUCAGGUCCAUGGAAGCAAAGUGGUCAGAAAGCACUCAGGGACAGACAGAACUGUUUGA
Egretta garzetta (little egret) is the source of this 948-nucleotide messenger RNA. RefSeq names its product coiled-coil domain containing 92 (gene CCDC92). The transcript has 3 exons. Gene Ontology annotation, cellular component: centriole. Lineage: Eukaryota; Metazoa; Chordata; Aves; Pelecaniformes; Ardeidae. The record is from RefSeq and is a predicted model, not a curated record. Bases 1 to 948 code for a protein of 315 amino acids.